Cornus florida is the source of this 1455-nucleotide messenger RNA. RefSeq lists its product as uncharacterized. The transcript has 2 exons. NCBI's taxonomy places the organism in Eukaryota, Viridiplantae, Streptophyta, Magnoliopsida, Cornales, Cornaceae. The record is from RefSeq and is a predicted model, not a curated record. Bases 1 to 1455 code for a protein of 484 amino acids.
AUGGCGUUGCUGUCCCUCUCUGUCUCAGUCUCCUUCAAUUUACAUGGCUACGCUAGUGGUACCCUUAUCAUCAACAUCGAACCGAAUUCGCCGCCGUCGACCUCCCAUUUCCAUCAAAUCAGGGGUGGGUCACCGUCGUUGGAUCUCCAUCGAACCGGUCGGAGGACACAGGUCGUGUGCAUGACUCCCGAAUUAGAGGAGAUGACUCGCCAUUCCACUCUGCAUUUUCCAGUACUAUCUGCAAAUUCAUUUAAUUGUGCUUGUAUUCAUCUCAAGAACCUAAAGGAGGAUAUGGAACUCCCUUGGAAGCAGCUUUGGGAUGUAUGGGAUCUCCGAGUCUUCAUUAUCUUAGGCCUUUUACUGCAAACCUUCUUAACUUUUUUCGCCCCCUUGAGAAAGCGAACGUCAAGCAAUUGGAUAAUUAUGCCCCCCUGGUCAGCAUACUGGCUUGCAGACUGGGCUGCAAACUUUGCUGUUGGGCUCAUCUCCAAGAGCAAUAACAACAGUACUUCUGGUGCAGUCAAAAAUGGAGAUCUUCAGGCAUUUUGGGCUACCUUUUUUCUGGUACACCUUGGUGGUCCCGAUACCAUAACUGCUUUUGCUCUGGAGGAUAAUGAGCUGUGGCUCAGGCACUUGCUUGCGCUCAUAGUCCAGUGUUUGGCUGCUCUUUAUGUCUUUUUCCAGACAUUACCCAGUAACAAGCUAUGGAUCCCAACAAUACUCGUGUUUGUAGCAGGAAUUAUCAAGUACUCUGAGCGGACACGUUCUCUGUAUCUUGCAAGCUUGGGUAUUUUACGGGACUCCAGGCGACGUGGUUCUUCUUACCCCAAAUUCGAGGAAGAAGAGUACAAUUCAAAAAUAGUUGUUCCAACAUGGAUGAAGUUAAUGUUUGAUGAUGCUGCUGGAGAGGCAGAAGGUGUUUUGACGGAGUUAGUGGUGAUGAAGCAUACUUAUUACUUUUUUAAUAUUUCAAAGGGGUUGAUUGUUAAUUCCAUUUUAAGCUUCAGUCAGCGCUACGAAAGCCGAAACAUCUUCACAAGAAGUGCAGAAGAUGCUUUUAGAAUGAUAGAGCUCGAACUGAAUCUCAUCUAUGAAUUUCUCUACACCAAGGUCAGUGUGGUGCAUAGUAAAUUAGGGUAUAUUUGUAGGUUUGUUUCCUUCAUUUCAGUUCUUGUAGCCCUUGUACUCUUCUAUUUUGAGAACAAGCAGGGAUUCCAUAGUUUUGAUGUUGGGAUUUCCUAUGUCUUGCUUCUUGGUGCCAUUGUGCUGGACAUAAUUGCUAUUGUCAUGCUCAUUUUCUCUAAUUGGACCAUUAUUGCCCUCAUCAUGAGUACUAAUUUACUAUGUGUCAGUUCUGAUGAUAAAUCCUUUAGUGCUAAAUUCCUCAACUUCUUGCUCGCCGUCAAGAGGGGAAGGAGGAUUGCGGACUCAGCAAAGCCUCCUUGUCCCUGCUGA